AAAAGCUGUAUAAACUUUUUUCCAAUCACUGGGGGUUUUGGUCCACUUGAGCAAGCACUGUCCACAUCCUGGAGUGCACCACCUGGUAUGUAUACUCAUCCCAGGUUUACCCUGGGGAAAUGUGAAUGUGCAUGCUGUAUCGUCUGCUGAUUUUGUCUGUUGCUUGUGUUUUUUUUUCUUAACUAGCAUUCCUCAUUUACUACUUGGACUCCUCUGAGCAUAUGAAGGGGAGUGUGGGGAAGCAUUUGAACUUGGGAGUUGCUUACAUCUAGGCAAAAGUUCUUUUCCACAUAAGCUUUUGUGUCCCAAUGUUGGAUAAAGAAGAAAAAAGUGCCAUUCCUGCAUGUUUUACUUAUCCAAAUUGAUUUUCACGAUCUUUUAACACUUGCUGAGGAUAAUUAAGGUUAAUGCAUUAAAUGAAGGAUUUAAUGAUCUGUUCACUCUCAGGCAUCACCAUGUAUCACUAACCAAGCAAAUACACAAUGAACGAAUAAUGGCACAGUAGUAAUUUCUUUGUAGUCUUUGUUGUGAACCUGCAUCUAUAGAUGAGUCAUUUGCUUGGCCCACAAUAGGUUUAGCUGCUGCCCAGAAGGGAAGAGGAAAUCUUCCAUUUGUGCCAUAUGUCUGUGCUGUCCCCACGUUUCCGGCUGGCUCCCUGCAGCAGGAAUUCCUACCUUUCAGUUUGGGAGCGGCAUUUCCCAGGAAGACGCCUUUCAAAGGAGAAUUGGAGGAAGUCCUGAUUCGGACAGUUUUACGGUUGCUCAACGCAAAUGCUCGACUCGGAGGAUGCUAGAGCAGGAAACAAUUUUAUGUUGCUUCAUUUGAGGUUUAAAACAAGGCAGCUGGGUGUGGGAGAGAAAACUCUAUCUAAUUUGGAUCGAGGCUCUAGUAUCGCAAGGGCAGAUGGAAAAGGUGAAACUUUAAUUGUAUGCAAAUGUAUGAUAGAGUACAAACGAAUGGGAAUGUGUUUGUAUAUGUGUGUCUUGAACUUCCUGCCCAAUAACUCCAGCAUAUCUUGGCAGAGUUUGAGACCUUCCUGACCACAUUCUCCUUUGUCACAGUACAAGCAUCCUGGACUACAUCGGUGUAUGCGUGUGUCACAAUUACUCACUCUCUCUGUGGUCUCUAAGUUUAGAAUUUAACAAAAACUUUCGCAUAGCAGUAAUACAUGGGGACCAUCCAAACCAAUCAGUGUGGUGAAGGUUCAGCUUGCAAAGCCAGUCCACCUCAUGUCUGGAUCCCUGCGAAUCCCUCUCUACUGCCGAAUAUUAUGGGGGCAGUUUGAACAAAUGUGUGCUAGAGGUGAGACAGUGGGAAUGUUAGUUGGUGUGGGUUAGACAGAAACAUGUCAGAAACAAGACAUUCCAAAAAUAAGCCAAUCAGGGUGUCCCUCUUCGCCAAUAAAACUGUCAGAAUUAGUGAGUCAGACAGGCUGUUUUCAUACCCAGCUCACUUUCUCUCUCUUUCCCCUCUCUCUGUCUCCCUGUCAUAUAAUUAGUCCCCUGUCUCUACUCAUUGCACUGUACCUCGUCAUUCAUUCAUGUGUGUGGCAGUUGCAGUCCUAGGACAGUAAAUUGAACCAGAGUUACAUCAUGCCCUCUGGUGCUUGAAACUCAGACAGGGUGGGUUGGAGUUUACGAUGGCCUGUCUGAGCCAGCAAUCUCCUGAGAUGAAGCACUGCAUGGUGGGACAGGUAGAAGAAGAUUAACAAAGGAAAGACAGAAAUAUGUUAAAGGAGCCAUUUAUAAUUUUUUAGAGCUCUGUCUUGCUACUGAGGUCAAUUACAAUUGCAGUGAAAACAAGUAUUUCCUUUCCUCCUGAUUAACCCCAUCACUCUGUUGAAAUGUAAGUGCAUUAUGGGUAACAUUUUUAGGCAGAAAGGCAGCUCUGAGCAACUCUGUUCUGGCUGAGGCCUGAGGGGUGGAGAUAAUUUAUGGUCUGGAAAAAAUGUGAACAGAAGUUAUAAAUGAAGAAAACAAUCAUUUAAAUUGCACUGCAUUCUAAGCUAUCCUUGAAAUUCUAUAAUUAUUACAUGUCUAGAAACAUUUAUCGUAAAGUGCAAACUGUACCUUUAACUAACCCCUAGUUUAUUGUAUUGUGUUUAAAGAUCUCACAUGCACAAAAUGGUGCUACAUGCAUAUACGCUCUAUGCAUUAAAUAUUGUUACUAAUCUGACCCUUCCCAUUAGAGCUGUCAAUCACAUGCAGGUUUAACCCUUAAUAAGAAGCUUAUUUUUCACCUGCCCUCUAGUCUACAGUACACAGCCACUCCGAUCAUACCUCCGUCCCAUACCACAUCUCAGCCUGCUCCAUCCUGAUGUACAUCAUACAUUCUGUCUUAUCUGAAGAACAAAUCCUAGAGGCAGUUCCUAUAGUAAAUCCUAAUGUUUCCUUUGAGCUGAAUUUGGCUUUCAGUAGUUUAAAAUGCAGUAUGUAAUUUAAAAAAGUGUUAAUAGACCUAGAAUUAUAUCUUGUAUUACAAGGUCUUUCCAGGUGGACAUCUUUUUUUUUUUUUUAAGUUCAGGAACUGUGUGUGUUUCAAAGCUCAUACAAGAGACUUCAUCAGUCAUGAGCUGAAUCUGCUGAAUCUAGGACGUCCAGUUGCCAAGACUUUCAGAGUGCUACUACCAUGAGAGAUUCGUCAUGCUCUGGAUGACUGAAAACCUUCAUGAACAUACAUGGAGAGUGCCAUCACGUUGUGGCAGUUCCUGUUGCAGUUGCUGCUGGACCAGAGCCAUAAGCACCUGAUCUGCUGGACGUCGAAUGACGGCGAGUUCAAGCUGCUCAAGUCUGAGGAGGUGGCCAAGCUUUGGGGUCUGAGGAAGAACAAAACGAAUAUGAAUUACGAUAAACUGAGCCGAGCUUUGCGCUACUACUACGACAAGAAUAUUAUAAAGAAGGUGAUUGGUCAGAAGUUUGUGUACAAGUUUGUCUCGUUUCCCGACAUCCUGAAAAUGGAUCCUCAGGCGGUGGAGCUUGGCAGAGAAGGGGGCAGCAUUAUGUUACAAGAGGCCGAGUCUGAUGGAGGGGAGGGGGAAGAAUCUCCAAAACUCUCUCUGUCAUCGCUGAGAAGCCCCGCUGGCAGGAACGAAUAUCUUAACUCUGGCCUAUACUCAUCUUUUACUGUUAGCUCCCUCCAAGGUCCGCCUCCACUGCUGCAUCCAGUCAAAGUGGAGAAAAGGAGAGGGGUGGAACGAGGGGAAGAAGGACCAACCGUGAUUAGGUUUGUCACCAAUCGGUCAGAGAAAGCAGUGCCCCUCCCCUCCUCUCCUGCCCCUACCUCAUCAGAGGUUUUCUUCAGCUCAAAAGCCUCCCCUAAUUCCUCUCGUUCAUCAUCCCCGUCUCAUAGCCCAUCCUACUCACGGAGGCUGAGCCCAGAGGCUCGGAUGGACGAAUCAGAGCAGAACGCUCAGCCUCUCAAUUUAUCAUCCGGCCACAGGGAGCGAGCCCAGGUGCAAGCCUCGCCCCUUGAGAGGAGGAGUAGCACCAAUGGACUUCCUCCCAAAGCUCGGAAACCCAAAGGUCUGGAAAUCUCAGCUCCUUCCAUACUGCUUUCAGGAAAUGACCUGGGUUCCAUUGCCCUCAACAGCCCUGCAUUGCCCUCAGGGUCCCUCACACCAGCCUUCUUUACUGCACAGACUCCCUCGGGUUUGCUGCUGGCUCCAAGCCCUCUUCUAUCCUCCAUUCAUUUCUGGAGCAGUCUGAGUCCUGUCGCUCCUCUCAGCCCAGCACGACUACAGGGACACGGAUCCCUUUUCCAGUUCCCUACUCUGCUGAACGGACCUCUCCCCGUGCAUCUCCCCAACCUGGACUCUUCAUCCUCCUCUUCCUCGCUUCUCCUCUCAUCUAGUACUCCGAAAUCCUGAUUCCAAUCCCUUUUCUAAAAAAAAAAACCACACACACACACACACACAUUAAUACUUGCUAAAAAAAAAAGUCAUUGUUGCACUACACCUCCUUGUGGUUAUAGUUACCACAAAAAUAACCACAUCCAACAUUUUAAAGAAAACAGAUUACUUUUUAAAAAAGAAAACAUUUCUAGGCCGAAACUCCGGCUGUACACCAAUCUGCUCAUGUGGUAGAUAUUAUUGUGCCAAAGAAAGCAAAAUGGCACCAGUGAGCUGUUGGAAAAACUCAGCCUUAUAAUAUAUCAUCCAAAUCAAGAGGUUUUUUCUAUUUUUAAUAAAGUCAAAUUUUCAAAUGAGACACACGUAAAGCAGUGCUGGAAAAUAAUAGUACAUACAAUCUUCCUCUACGUAUUACCCCCCACAUUUGGCAAGAACCAAAGAUACCAUUGACUUCCAGACAACACACUCCUACCAGUCAUACAUUUUUCUCCAAAUUGUAGUCAUUGCAGAUUCCCACCCACAAGCUAGUUCUGCUGGGUGAUAUGGUGAAGGCUAACACAUGCUUCCUCCAUCAAAAUAUUUUGAAUUUCUGCAAAUGUAAUGUCAGGGCAGCUGAAAGCAUUUGGAGGAGAGCACCAUCUGACCAAUCCUGUAUAUACAUGAGCGAAGAAGUGCCCGUGUCAUUCUGAAUGACCGGGAAAGAGCGAUGCCAUCCUGCUCACCCAGAGAGCAAAGCCAAUCACACUCCCAGUCAUGGAUGGUUAUAGAAGCAUUGGGAUUUGAAUUCAGAUCAUCUGACGACAGCAUUUAGUGCCUCCAGCGUUGGUGCUUUUAUCAGAAUGUUCAUGUCUCUCAGUUUAGUGAAGCUCCUACUGCAAAGCUGAGAGCAUACUUAUUACAACCCAUAUUAGAGAGAUCUUCUUAACAGUUUUUUUUCCCCCCAUUUGGUUUCCAUUGUAUGUUUUUGUAAUCAUCUUCUGAGGCUGUGAAUCAGGUUCUGUUUAAUUUGUCUGAUAUUGUAUAUUAUUGUAUUGUAUGCACUGUGCUUUAAACUACCGGCUGUGCCUUUUUUCUGUGUAAGAAUGUGUAUAUGUAUUAUUUUCCUGCUUUUAAGAAAUUCAGACAAAAUGUUUUGUAAUAGACGAAUUCCAUCACCAUAUCGGAAAGAAAAGCAUUGUAAUAGCUUUGUUAUUUUUUCAUUACGGAAUUGAAAAAAAAAUGUAUUCUCAUAUUAAUUUUAUAUUUUUUGCUUUCUAAGAGACAAAGAAAUGUGCCUGUUUUCAAUAAAAGGAAAGCAUUGAAUGCUG
This is a messenger RNA of Ictalurus furcatus (blue catfish), 5154 nucleotides long. It is a transcript of the gene elk3, whose product is annotated as ETS transcription factor ELK3. Bases 2678 to 3865 code for a protein of 395 amino acids. The transcript has 5 exons. The record is from RefSeq and is a predicted model, not a curated record. Gene Ontology annotation, cellular component: nucleus. Gene Ontology annotation, biological process: cell differentiation; regulation of transcription by RNA polymerase II. NCBI's taxonomy places the organism in Eukaryota, Metazoa, Chordata, Actinopteri, Siluriformes, Ictaluridae. Gene Ontology annotation, molecular function: sequence-specific DNA binding; DNA-binding transcription factor activity, RNA polymerase II-specific.